This is a messenger RNA of Lathyrus oleraceus (garden pea), 761 nucleotides long. Its product is annotated as zinc finger BED domain-containing protein DAYSLEEPER-like. The record is from RefSeq and is a predicted model, not a curated record. Bases 15 to 683 code for a protein of 222 amino acids. NCBI's taxonomy places the organism in Eukaryota, Viridiplantae, Streptophyta, Magnoliopsida, Fabales, Fabaceae. The transcript has 2 exons. Gene Ontology annotation, molecular function: protein dimerization activity; DNA binding.
UUCAGUGUGUUUUGAUGGCAAGCAUCAAAGAUGAAGACACUCUUAUAAGAGACAUGGCUGAAAGAAUGAUGAUCAAGUUUGAGAAGUAUUGGAGUGAUUAUAGUGUGGUUCUUGCUCUAGGAGCGGUUCUUGACCCAAGGAUUAAGCUUACCUAUUUGGAAUACAUGUAUGAAAAAGUUGAUCCACUUACCUCAACAAUUAAAACAAAUGAAAUCAAGCAUAAAUUGUACACUCUCUUUGAGAUAUAUCGUCGCCUUCAUACUUCGUCUUCUACAACCUCUCAAACUCCAUCUUCCAUCACUAGAGGGGAAUCAAGUUCACACGCGUUGACUAAAAGUUUGUUCAAUGAUUUGAAAGCACACAAACAACAACUUGCAACAGAGACCGGAAAGUCUCAACUUGAUGUUUAUUUGGAUGAGGCAAGUGUGGAUUUAAGUUAUCAAAAUUUUGAUGACUUGAAUGUUCUUCAAUGGUGGAAGGAGAAUUGGAAUAGGUUUAAAGAGUUAUCUUUAUUGGCUCGUGAUUUGUUAGGCAUCCCUAUUACUACUGUUGCAUAUGAAUCUGCUUUCAGUAUUGGUUCGAUCAUUCUAAACAAAUAUAGAAGUCGCUUGUUGUCGAAGAAUGUAGAGGCAUUGAUUUGUACUCGCAGUUGGCUUCACGGUUUCAACAGUUUUGGUACAUAAUCAAAUAUUAAAGUUUCUUUUAAUACUUUGUGAUUCUUAUAAUUUUGUUACUUACACUUAAAUUUUUUUAUAGAUGUA